Messenger RNA from Podospora pseudocomata, 3449 nucleotides. RefSeq lists its product as uncharacterized. The transcript has 2 exons. Bases 201 to 3449 code for a protein of 1082 amino acids. The record is from RefSeq and is a predicted model, not a curated record. Gene Ontology annotation, molecular function: peroxidase activity; monooxygenase activity; oxidoreductase activity, acting on paired donors, with incorporation or reduction of molecular oxygen. Gene Ontology annotation, biological process: response to oxidative stress. NCBI's taxonomy places the organism in Eukaryota, Fungi, Ascomycota, Sordariomycetes, Sordariales, Podosporaceae.
GAUCUCGCCAGCAUCUUACGUUUGAUGCAUGGAUAGUAUGGUGAUACAGCAGCCUGAUUUGUGAUCAUGGUGGUUGUCCUGGAUCCCUUUCUUAUAUAAAGCCGGGAUUUGAUGUCGUACUUGAUCAGUCAUUCCAGCAAUGAUUUACACAUUUCUCCUAUCUCGUUUUCUAGGAACUGCCCGCAAGCUCAUCGAUCAAUAUGAGUGCGAAUCAGCACACACAACUCGGAGAUAGGCUCUCAGGCCUUCAGCGGGCUGUCAAGAAAGCCCUCAAUCCAGUGGCAGAAUAUCCUCAUGCCCCUGGAAAUCUUGAACCUGAAGCUACACCCGAUAUCAUAGGUGCCAUCAAGUCGCUGGGGUUCAAGGAUUAUGAAACCCUGCUCGCCUUUCUGAACGCCGCUGUCCAAGGAGCUGUCGACGACAAUGAACUUUUGCUGGAACGGCUGAUCCAGCUUCUGUCAAAGCUGCCCACUAUCUCCAAGGAGCGCAAGCAAAUCACGGAUGGCCUCCUCACCCAGCUGUGGAAUAGCCUCGACCAUCCACCCGCCACAUCACUAGGCCAAGAAUUCCGCUAUCGGUCUGCCGAUGGCUCUGGGAACAAUAUCAAUCACCCCGAACUUGGGGCUGCCAACAGACCUUAUGCCAGAACUGUACCUCCCUUGACAUUUCAAAAUCCCAGCCAGCCCGACCCGUCGACAAUCUUCGAUAUGCUGAUGGCACGUGGUGACACUUUCCAACCACAUCCCCAAGGUAUCUCUAGCGUAAUGUUUUACCUCGCAACUCUCAUCAUCCAUGACUGUUUUCAGACGUCCUUCUCAGACUACAACAUCAACCAGACUUCUUCUUAUCUCGACUUGUCACCCUUAUACGGUCGGAAUGAAGUGGAGCAAAAGGCCAUGAGGACCUUCCAAAACGGUCUUCUCAAGCCGGAUUGCUUCAGUUCCAAGAGAAUUCUUGGGUUUCCUCCUGGAUGUGGCGUCUUCCUGGUCAUGUUCAACAGGUACCACAACUAUGUGGUGACACAGCUUGCCAAGAUCAACGAGAAUGGCCGUUUCAACAAGCCAGGCACGGAAGCAGGAAACGCCGCCUGGGAGAAGUACGACAAUGACCUGUUUCAGACAGGCCGUCUCAUCACUUGCGGUCUUUAUGCCAACAUCAUUCUUCACGACUAUACGAGGUCGAUUCUUGCUCUCAAUCAUGUCGACACGACGUGGAGUCUCGACCCUCGCACCAAGUCUGGCAAAAACAUGUUCAGUCAGCCAUCCCCUCGUGGUGUCGGAAACCAGGUUUCGGUUGAGUUUAAUCUUCUUUAUCGGUGGCACAGCACUGUUUCUCAACGGGAUGAGAAGUGGACCAUCGAUGAGUUCACUCGACUUCUGGACGGCAAGGACCCUGAUGAGGCGGCGUUGCCAGAGGUACUGAGGGCUCUGGCAAAGUUUGAUCGCGAUAUUCCUAGUGAACCUGAGAAACGGAAUACACUCGGCGGGCUUGUUCGCCAGGCUGACGGCACAUUCGAGGAUGAUGGCUUAGUGAAGAUACUCACCGAGUCCAUUGAGGACAUUGCCGGCUCUUUCGGUGCCAACCGGGUACCUAACGUGUUCAAGACGGUAGAGAUCUUGGGCAUCAAGCAAGCGCGUUACUGGAAUGUGGCUACCCUCAAUGAGUUCCGGGCUUUCAUGGGUCUCACCAAGCACACCACUUUUGAAGAUAUCAACCCCGACCCUGUGGUGGCCAAGAAACUGCGGGACUUGUACGACUCGCCUGACUCUGUCGAGAUGUAUCCCGGGCUGGUCAUCGAGAAAGCCAAGCCGCCUAUCUCUCCUGGAAGUGGGCUUUGCACAAACUAUACCACGAGUAAAGCAAUUUUGUCUGAUGCUGUCAGUCUCAUUCGUGGAGACCGGUUCUACACUCUGGACUACACGCCCAAGAAUCUUACAAACUGGGGCUACAACGAACCCAACUCCGACAACAAAAUCAGCCAAGGCCACGUCAUGCACAAGCUCAUCUUCCGCGCCUUCCCCAACCACUUCCAGCACAACUCCAUCUACGCCCACUACCCCUUUGUCAUCCCGGCCAAGAACAAGCAGAUCCACGACAACCUCGGGACCUCCCCCAACUACACCUGGGAUAAACCCCAACGCCACGCCUCCCCGGUCGUGAUCAGAUUUUACCAAGCAGCCAAAACGAUCCUUGCCAACAGCAUUCCCGUCUCCUCCAACCCCCCCUGGAACAGCCCCCAAACAACACCAUCCCCACCUCCCACUACUACCCCUAUAACCCUCACAGAAUCCCAAUCUGCUUCUCUGAAUCGGUUCUGCCAAGAAAAAAUAACCCAUCACCUCCAAAAGAGCAGCAUUCCUAUCGUCUGUUCUUCCCUUGCUGACACCCGCAACGAAGUCGACAUAAUCCGCGAUGUCCUCUCCCCCGUCGCGACGCAGCUCUACGCGACAAUCUUCAACCUCCCGCUUAAGACUUUGCAAAACCCUCAUGGCGUCUACAGUGAGUACGAGCUCUUCACUGUACUUGCCGCCAUCGCGGGUAGUGUGUCCCUUGAUGUGGAUGGUCGUGCCAGUGAGUUUAGAGUCAGGCAGACGGCGAAAGGGAUGGCGGGUAAGCUUGGGGGGUUGGUAGUCAAGGAGUUGAAGGACGAAAAGGGGGUGGUGGGGGGGUUGUUGGGGAGGGUGGAGGGGUUGGUUCACCGGCAUGUUGGGGCUACUGAGGAUGAGGUGGAGAUUGGGAAACUUGGGAAGGGGGUUUUGGAGGGGGUUUUGAGACGGGAGGGAGGGGAUUUGGAAAAGGUUGUUUAUGGGGGGGAGGGGGUGUUGGUUGGGGUUGCGCUUGGAGUGAUGGAGCUGGUGAGGGUUUUGGGGGAGAUUUUGGACUUCUAUUUGGGGGAGGGGAGGGGGUAUUUGGGGGAUGUGGGGAGGGCUGUGAAGGCUGGGGAUGAGGAGGGGGUGGUGAUGUAUUUGCUUGAGGGUUGGAGGUUGGGAGGCUCGGGGGCUGUGUUGAGUAGGUUGAAGGGUGAUGUUGUUGUCGCAACCGGCGGGGCAACUGCGAACUUGAAGGCUGGGGAGAGGGUGGUUGUGGAUUUGACGGCUGUGGGAAGAGAUGGCGGUGUGUUUCCAGAGCCGGAAAAAGUGAGGCUUGAUAGGGAUUUGGAGUCGUACUUGCUGCAUAAUAUCGGGGGUGGGUUGCUAGGAUCUGGCGUCAGUCGCGUGAUUUUGGUGGCUAUGUUCAAGGCGGUGGUUGGACUGGAGGGUCUAGAGAGGGCGGAUGGGACAAGAGGGCAGCUGAACGGUUCCCAAGCUGGUCCGUCUUGGAAUGGGCAGAUUCGAGGCGAGAUUGGUGAGAGUCAGAAUGGAGGGAAUGGACUGAGGACCUACAUGACGGCUGAUCAGAGGGCGUUCUCACCUAUUCCGAGCACCAUGAGGGUGAGAUAUGAGGGAUGA